Messenger RNA from Bemisia tabaci, 3049 nucleotides. The record is from RefSeq and is a predicted model, not a curated record. NCBI's taxonomy places the organism in Eukaryota, Metazoa, Arthropoda, Insecta, Hemiptera, Aleyrodidae.
UGUUUGUUUACAAUUUACAUCCAAAUCCAAAUAAUUUCAAGUAGCUUAGCUCCUUAUCACUUAUCAGUAUUGGUUCAGUUCGGUGCAGUCAUCCAGUCGACAAUUCGCGAAUUCGCCAUUCGGCAUUCAUUCAGUCUUGUCACACAUUACCAAUACCCCCUAGAUUGACCACAUUACCCACUCAUUAUGGCUAUCUGACCCACAUUUUUUAAGUAUUGAUUUUAUCGACCAGUCAGAUUCCCAACUGAAACCUUUUUCUGCACCUGUAAUCAAAUUAAGUUUCGGUUAGUGCCUGUUCAUCGUUCCAAUGAAUAGUGUCACCAAGUCAUGGAUAAGCACUUAGUACAUAAUCAUUGAAGCUACCCAGUCGACAAGCGGGCCUCCAGUUAAUCUAUUGAAAUUGAAGCAAGAUGACUUGUGAACUGGUUGGAAACCUACUACUUCUGUCGGAAAAAGCAGGGCGUAUCGCCAGAGCCUGUCGUCAAAAUCCCCACCUGCUGUCCCUCUUGGUUCAAGAAAAAUCAGAGGCCGAAAAAAAUCCUCGAUUCGUUCAAGAUUUCAAAACACUUGCUGAUGUCCUUGUGCAGGAGGUCGUUCGUCACGAGGUUGGUGAAAAGUUUCCUGACCUGAAAGACUUCAUUUACGGAGAAGAAAACAACAAAUUCAGCAAUGCAGCAGGAGAUUCCAUCGUCGUCUCUGUGGCAGAGAAAGAAACUGACACAGCUUCUCUCCUGAGUAAAGUCCUCGCUGGCAAUGCAGAAGCUGCCAAUCUUUUGGCAGCAGAAAUCCACUCCACUAUUCACUCAUCCGACGUCAGUGUGGACCACUGGCCAAAUUACGAACUAGAAGUUCCUUUAUCGAGGCUCGGGAUAUGGAUUGAUCCAAUCGACUCAACAGCAGAGUAUAUCAGUGGUGGUUGGAGUGAAAGUCUACCGCACUCAAGCGGACUAGCAUGCGUCACAAUCUUAAUCGGAAUCUUUGACAGAGAAUCAGGAACACCGAUUGCCGGUGUUAUCAACCAGCCAUUCCACAGUCUUCUGUCAGAUAAAUUAUGGAAUGGCCGAGCUUUCUGGGGCUUAUCUUACAAUGGGCAAAACAUAUGUUCUGUACCAAAACCCAAAAGCAGUACGGACUCGAUGAUCAUUGCUGUAAGUGGAAGCGAGAAAAAGGAAAUCAAGUCUAAACUAGCUGCAGCAGGAUUUUCUUUGAUCGAGCCUGCUGGCGCUGGCUACAAGCUUUUGUGUGUAAUAACCGGUGAUGUCAGUGGUUAUGUUCUCAGUAAGGGCUCCACGUAUUUCUGGGACACAUGUGGCUGUCAUGCUGUGCUAAAAUCUCUGAACGGAUCUGUGAUCAAAUUCAGCGAUGCAGUUGCAGCUGGGAAUGCUGUAGAGCUGCUUUACCAAGAGAAGUCAGAUGCUCCAGGUAUCGAAGUUUAUAGUAAUAGUGCUGGGAUCAUUGCAUUUAGAGAGAAACGUACAUUUGAUAAGAUAAUCGGUGCUUUGAAAUAAUAUUCCAUUUUAGUAAAGGUCCAUCUCUUUUCAAGCUUAAUUGAAAAAUUCAGACGAGGAUAGAGCGAGUUCACAAGAAAAUAGAGUUCGUUUUUGUGUUAAACACGAUGAUCGGUCCUUGUGUUUUGAUGUGCUGCCUGCAGUUUGGAAGAGGUCUGGCUUUGCCUGAUGGAAGGGUCGUUUCGAGUCCUAAGGCAAUGUUUUUGUGGAAUACAUCAGAAUGAUGAAUGAGAAGGCUUUAAUAAGACACCAGGUUCUGUCAAGUAAGUUGUUUUUGUAGAGAGACGUAGCCCUUCCGAAAAAUAGAUCAAUAACAGGUAAAAGAAGCUUAUUCAACCAUGAAAACCGUCUUGAUUGGUUCAGAAGACACAUGUUUUUUACUCGAUAGAUUCUAGUCUCUUAGGGCUGUUAAAUGGCUUUGAAAACUAACUGCAUACCCUUUUGCUUACAUCUGAUUUUCGAAUCCUUUAAAGUAUAAUCUUAGAAGGUGAAGAAGUAUUUAAAAGACCUUGAUUUUGUGCUAAAAUCGUAGGCAUUGCAACGUUCACAAUGCAACUGAUUGAAUGUUCUUCUUUCAUAAUCAGCUGCGUAGGAAAAUCUGCUCUUAAAUGUGAUCAGCCAUGGCCCUUAGGAUUGUCUAAACAUAAAGGCCGCUCUGAGGGGUAUCCUUCAUAAACAUAAUCACUGUAUUUAUUCUAAUUAUGCAUUUCAUGUUCUGAAAUUUCAGGACUUACGAUGUGAUAUACCUGUAGUUAAGAGCCAAAGAAACGCAACUACCAAUUUUACUAACAAUUUUAAUUUUCUUCAGCUAUCAGCAAAUCUUCGGCAAAGCUCUCCUCUACUUAAGAGUGGCUCGGUUGAGGAGAGUUCAGUGUGGGCAAAGAAAUCAGGCCUAACGACAGAACGCCACCGGUUUUGCUCUUCCUCAACCGAGACACUCGUAAGUAAAGCAGAGCUUUACCAAAAACUUUGUGAUAACUGGAAAAAAUUACAAUUGUUGGUAAAACGAUGUACAGCUAUAAAAUAAUUUACUCUUGGCUGGAAACUAUCAAUUUUUGAUGAAUCGAGUAAUUUGCAUUUUUGACACACUCGGUAGUUGUAAUUUUUUUUAAGACCUAAUAAGUUCUUCAAGAGUGAAGGGCUAUGGAAUUUUUUUUAGCAUUUGGUGACUGGCAAGAAAGCUCUCAAAAUGGUUAUUAAUUUUCAAUACCUCCUUGUGUCUCCACUGCGACUCAGUGAAAAUAUUCCAUUAGUCAAGAAAAUAUGUUGGAAGUCAAGAUAAGGUUUGUGUUUCCUCUGACUCCACACAAUUGGCACACCAGUCAGGGAAAAAAGAAGAAAAAGUCAGGCUAAGGUUUGAAAUUUCAUUCUUCAAAAUUCUGUAUACACCCUGACUGAAGACCCAUCCCCCUCAUGUAAUGAUUCACUCAUUGUUUUUAUUAUACGUGCAUAUUUGUUAUAAAACUUGCGUCCAUUUCUAGACUAUUGUCAAUCUCCAUAAAGUUAUUUUAUUUAAUUAGAUGUUUAUUAAUUGGAUCACA